This is a messenger RNA of Didymella exigua CBS 183.55, 4917 nucleotides long. RefSeq names its product phosphoinositide 3-kinase regulatory subunit 4. Lineage: Eukaryota; Fungi; Ascomycota; Dothideomycetes; Pleosporales; Didymellaceae. Gene Ontology annotation, biological process: late endosome to vacuole transport; protein targeting to vacuole; protein phosphorylation. Gene Ontology annotation, molecular function: ATP binding; protein binding; protein serine/threonine kinase activity. The record is from RefSeq and is a predicted model, not a curated record. The coding region runs from base 194 to 4870 and encodes 1558 amino acids. The transcript is spliced from 2 exons. Gene Ontology annotation, cellular component: nucleus-vacuole junction; phosphatidylinositol 3-kinase complex, class III, type I; phosphatidylinositol 3-kinase complex, class III, type II.
CACGUGGUAUUUGCACAACAGCCUCCAUCACGCAAACAAUAGAUCCCUGAGAUGCAAUCGCUAGCAUACCUAUCUUGAUCGACGUCUCCAGCCUAUGCAUCAAAAGCCUGAGCCAAACGUUUAACAUCUCAGCAUGCAGCCCAGCAGGCAUCAACACGCUUCGCCCUAGUGUUCGACUACAUCAACCGCCACCAUGGGACAGGGGUUCUCACUCACCACGCUUUCGGCUGGCACUGCCAAUAUCGAUGUACCGGAGCUGGCUGACCUGCAAUAUGAGAAGUCGCUUGGUGCUGCUCGUUUUAUGAAGGCCGUAAGGGCGCGGCACAAAGAUGGCCUUGUCGUGGCCCGCGUGGUCAUGAAGCCAUACGCGCAGUUCGACUUCGAGACUUAUGCAAGACGCUUGCUUCAUGAACGUAAGAUGCUUGCAGAGGUUCCAAACGCCUUGGCCUACCACAGGAUCAUUGAAACGGCUGCAUGCGGCUAUCUGGUCCGUCAAUACAUCCACAGCUCUCUGUACGACAGACUCAGUACGCGUCCGUUCCUCGAGGAGAUCGAGAAAAAAUGGCUGUCGUUCCAGCUGCUGUCUACUAUACGGGACUGCCACGCCAAGAACAUUUACCAUGGCGACAUCAAGACAGAGAACAUACUGGUCACAUCUUGGAACUGGCUCUACCUGACUGAUUUCUCGUCCGCCUACAAACCCGCGCAUCUCCCCGAAGAUAAUCCGGCUGACUUCUCCUUCUACUUCGAUCUGUCUGGACGGCGCACAUGCUAUCUGGCUCCUGAGAGAUUCCUGGCUUCUGGUCAGCAGCCAGAGGGUGAAGGUAAUAUCAACUGGGCGAUGGAUGUAUUCAGUGUGGGUUGCGUGAUCGCGGAGCUAUUUCUCGAAGCACCUAUCUUCUCUCUGAGCCAGCUGUUCAAGUACCGUCAGGGCGAGUACAACCCAGAGCACUCCCAUCUUAGCAAGAUCCAAGAUCUUCACGUCAGAGAACUCAUCAUGCAUAUGAUUCAGGUCGAUCCAAACUCCAGAAUGUCGGCCGAAGACUAUCUCACGCACUGGAGAGGCAAAGUCUUUCCAGACUACUUCUACGGUUUUCUUCAACAGUACAUGUUUUCGAUUACCGAUCCCUCGUCAGGACGAAAACCAGUCACGACAACUUCAGAACAUCUCGGAGAGCCAGACGAGCGAAUCGACCAAGUAUACAAUGACUACGACAAGAUCUCCCAUCUCCUUUCUAGCAGUGAAGGAAGAGAACUUGUGAAGCCGCGGCAUUCGCCACCAAAGCCAAAUGCGAAGUUGUUUCCGCUGCACAUUGACAUCCCUAACUAUCAACACCAAGCCUCGCCCGCACGAUGUCUUACGCAAGACGAUGGCAACCUGAUAUUUUUGACCAUUGUCGUUUCGUGCAUGCGAGGCACUGCUCGUGGUUCUGCCCGUGUCCGUGGCCUGGAACUUUUGUUGGCUUUCUCAGAACGACUGACCGACGAGGCAAAGCUGGACCGCGUCAUACCUUAUGUCGCGCAGCUGCUCACCGACAAGUCUGAACAAGUGAGGAUUACGGCACUACGAUCUCUUACUCAGAUUCUUGCGAUGGUUCAAGUUGUCUCCCCAAUCAAUGCCUAUAUCUUCCCCGAAUACGUUUUGCCACGGUUGGAAUCUUACCUCCCUGACUCUUCGUCAGCAGCAAACGAUCUGGUCCGGAUGCAGUACGCUUUAUGUAUAGGUACACUGGCGGCAACAGCUGCUAGGUAUCUCGAUAUGAUACAAGCAUUACGGGCAGAUGGCGCCCUGCCCGCUACCGAUCCUGAGGCCGAAGACAAUCUCUCCACAUCCGCUCAUCGUAAUCGCUUUGAUGUCGAUCGCCAGAACUUACUAGACGCCUUUGAGAAGCACACAAAGGCACUCCUGACCGAUACGACGGCAUCAGUUCGUCGCGCCAUGCUCCGUUCUGUAUCCGACUUGUGCGUGUUCUUCGGCAGUCCACGUGCAAACGACGUUGUACUCAGUCAUCUCAAUACGUACCUCAACGAUCCCGAUUGGAUGCUGAAGUGCGGCUUUUUCGAAGCGAUAGUCGGCGUCGCGGUCUUUGUUGGCGGAGCAAGCUUGGAGGGGUACAUCCUCCCUCUCAUGGUUCAAGCAUUGACUGAUCCAGAAGAGUUCGUCGUCGAGAAGGUCAUACGUGCACUGUCGUCAAUGGCAGAGCUGGGGCUGUUCCAAAGAUCAAAGACGUGGGAGUUGGUCGAUACUGUCGCACGACUUACGAUGCACCCGAAUCUCUGGAUACGAGAAGCGGCCGCUCAAUUCAUUGCGACUGCUUCCAAGUACCUUUCUAUUGCCGACACACACAGCAUUCUUGUCAAUCUUGUCAGGCCAUACCUGAAGGUCGUGCCUUCCGAAUUCUCACAAACGCGUAUCCUCGAGUCGCUCAAGAGACCGAUGUCAAGGCUACUCGUAGAGAUGGCCUCGAAUUGGGCUGUCCAGGCGCAAAAGGGACUUUUUUGGACGCAAGCGAGACAGCAACAAACCUUCACAUUUGGCUCCACAGAAGAAACUUUACCUGCCAUAUCAGGCCGUGAACUAGACGCAAAAGUGCUACAGAGGAUGCAGAAAAAUGCAGAGGACGAGUCUUGGGUGCAGAAACUUCGCAAUGCGGGUAUGACACCAGAUGAUGAGUUCAAACUUGUGGCUCUGCGGGAAUUCAUAUGGCGCGUGGUUCACAGGAGAAGGUCUGACAGCCUUGCAUCGACCCCAAAGAAAUUCAACAACAUUGUGACGCUGAAGGACCUUGGAGUCCACGCUCUCACUGUCAUUUUUGACGAGAACGUACAGCACACUGUCAACAAGGAUCGAUCGGCCAGCAGUCAACAUGAGGCUGUCUCUCAACCUCGAACACUUCAGGACGCACUGCUUGAUGCUUCCACUACUGAGGGCGAUGCUCUCGCAUCCAGAAUGCCUUAUGCGCAAAAUCAAGCUGAACGGCUGGUAUUAGAAGAGAGUGGUGGGCGACGUAUUGCGAUCCCGCCGCGCUCAAAUCCAGCAGGCUAUGCACGAGGAUCGCCGUCGUCUGAGAGCAGUCUUAGGCGACAUUCACUGCAAAUACCCAGCAGCGCAUCCCCCACUCGUUCCCACAUUGACUCAUUCGGUGUCACAGAGCACCCGCACACCUUGCAACACCGCAACAGCGCAUUGAGUCUAUUAAAGAAGAAAGAGAACAAAGCGCUACCAGAGAUUGGAACCACUUCUGCAAACGCUUUUGGGAAAGUUGAUGCAGCACAUGUAAGGGAGAGGUCUCGUUCCCGCCAGCCAAUGUCGCCACUUGCCAUUGACAAUACACAUCGAGGCUCUUCUCAUGUGCGCUUUAGAAAUGCGCACAACUACACAGGGAACGACCCUGCAAUCCUCAAGCUGUUGGAUUCAAUGCUUCAUGAGCGCUUUCCUCCAGGGGAAAUCGAGUUUGGUCCCCGCAUCCAAAUUCCACCAAGGAAACCACCCAUACGUUACAAGGACACUCAGCCAUUGAACAAAGGUGUUCCUUGGAGACCUGAAGGCUCAUUGGUUGCGACAUUUGGUGAGCACACCGCUGCUGUGAGCCGCAUCCUAGUAUCGCCGGACCAAGGCUUUUUUAUAAGCGGAUCAGACGAUGGCACCGUCAAAAUCUGGGAUACUUCGCGUGUAGAGCGUAAUAUCACUCGACGUUCUCGACAGACAUACAAACUCGGUGAUGACAUCAAGGUCACAAGUCUGACUUUUGUGGAGCAAACCUACUCCUUUGUGGCCACCGGUAGCGAUGGCAGCGUCCACGUCGUGCGAGUUGACUAUCUCCAAGGGCCCGAAGGUACUGUUAAGUUCGGUCGGCCCCGGCUACUUCGCGAGUACCAACUACCCCGGGGUGACCAGGCUGUAUGGUCUGAGCACUAUACUGAAGACAACAAGUCCGUGCUAAUCCUCGCCACAAACACCUCAAAGAUCAUCGCACUCGACUUGAGGACCAUGGAAGAGCUGUUCGUCUUGGAGAACCCGCUGAAUCAUGGAACACCCACUUGCUUCUGUGUCGAUAAGAAAGCACAUUGGUUGCUACUUGGCACAUCUCACGGUGUGCUCGACCUGUGGGAUCUCCGGUUCCAAUUACGCCUCAAAGCCUGGGUGUACAGCGGUGCAUCGCCUGUCCAUCGGCUUCUCCUGGUACCUUUGCCGGGGCGUAAGCUCAAGCAGCGGCUAUACAUCGCGGGUGGCAGCGGACAAGGAGAGGUAACUAUGUGGGAUUGGGAGAAGCAUCUCUGUGAGCGCGUUUACCGGAUCGGCGGCGGCAAAGAAACAGGACUCAAGAGCACGUUACUUACCGAUCUUGACGAAGAGAAGCCAGGUGGUAUGCUCAGUCGGUUCGCAACAGCGCUGGAACCAACCGCAAAUCAGAGCGCAGACCGUGGGAUUCGUGCGCUUGCUGUGCACUCACAGGCUGUUGACGAUAAGGGUGAUGCGAGACACACUUUCGUCCUCACCGCUGGGCCAGACUGGAAGAUCCGGUACUGGGACACUUACAAGCCAGAAGCCUCGAUGAUAGUCAGCGGUCUCGAGCCUGAUGAAGUCAAGCCGCAGUUCGCCGUCAGCCAACCAGGCGUUGAGACUACCGUAGUCACUGAACUCUCAUCGCAGCCUCAUACUCAGGUGCUGAUUAGUAGGGAGAGCAAGAGCUCGUCUUCAAGCAAGAAACCUGCGCCUAAGCCGAGCCGAACUGGUUUGAUUUCUCAGCAGCAGCAACAGCUUCUCAAGUCCCAUCUGGAUAAGAUUAUGGAUGUGGCGCUGAUUGAACAGCCGUAUGGGAUGGUCAUCUCUGCGGAUCGAUCGGGUGUCAUUCAUCUGUUCAUGUAGUUCCCAUAGAGCGUAGCGCAUCUGAAUUCAUUGAAAAAUCCACUUCG